Molecule: messenger RNA, 2947 nt
Organism: Rhincodon typus (whale shark)
Lineage: Eukaryota; Metazoa; Chordata; Chondrichthyes; Orectolobiformes; Rhincodontidae
Gene: pex11g
Product: peroxisomal biogenesis factor 11 gamma
Exons: 4
Coding region: 924-1643 (239 amino acids)
Biological process (GO): peroxisome fission
Cellular component (GO): peroxisomal membrane
Source: RefSeq, a predicted model, not a curated record
UAAGAGACAGAGUAAAGCUCUCUCUACUUGUUUAUUAAACUGAAAGUAAAGGUCCUUUACAUUGUCACCAUCAAAUGCCCCCUGCUAGGGUUGGAUACAGAGUAAAGCUCCCUCGAGCCUCCCACCCAACACUUCCAGGACGUGGACAACCUGCCUCUACUCUUUUAAACUGAAAGUAAAGCUAUCUCCACCCUGUCCCCAUCGAAGACGGUGGACAGGGAGAGCACAGGGUUAGAGAUGGAGUAAAGCUCUCUCUUUUUAAACUGGGAGUACAGCUACCUCUACUCAGUCAAACAAGAAAGUAAAGCAGCCUCUGUGCUGUGCCCAUCAAAUAGACCCAGCACGGUGCAGGGUUAGAUACAGAGAAAAAGCUACUUCUACUCUUUUAAAGUGAGAGUAAAGCUCGCUCUACAUGGUCCCUAUCAAACAUUCUCAGGACAGGGACAGCAUAGGGUUAGAUACAGAAUAAUAGCUUUCUCUGCAGUGUCCCCAUCAAACCCUCUGAGGACAGGGACAGCACACUAUUAGACACAGAUUAAAGUUCUCCUUACUGUUCUAAACUGAAAGUCCUCCCUGCUUUCCAUAAUCUGUUGUGCCAAUAUUGUGAAGGACGUAUCCUUGGACUUCACUUCCCCUUUAAGAGGUUUUGUUUUGGGCGGUCACAAAGUUCCUUUAAUGAUGUUGCUAGGCAACCCGCCACGGAACGAGGGGACAGCCCGCACACGCGCACACCGUUAAAGCGCGACUCCCCCGCCCAGUGAAAUGAUUGACACUCCAGUAGGACAUCCGAUUGGUUGCUUCAGCCAGAAGAACGUCGGCCCGCCCACAUCGCGCCUUGCCAUUGGCUGUCAUAGAUGUCAAUCAGGGCUCCCUUCCGGUGUUGCCGACACCGGCGCAGGUUUAAAGUCCUUUUCUUGUAAGGAAUGGAUGCGGUGGCCAAUGCUCUCGAGUCUUAUCGGGGCCGUGACCGACUAGUACGGACCGUGUGCUACAGCUCGCGGCUGCUGGGCGGCCUGCUGCUGGCUCAGGAGGGAGGCUGCCCUGAGCUGGGCCGCCGGCUGCUCCUGAUCGCCCAAGAGCUCAGCAACUGCCGGGCGACGCUGCGGCUCUUCGAUGACCUGUCCAUGUUCUUGUACUCGCGGGGGUACGGGCUGGGUGGCACGGAGGAAGACAUGAUUGUGCGGUUGCUCUUUAUAACGGGAAAUCUGGUGGAUCAGCUCUAUUACCCCUGCGAACACUUAGCCUGGGCUGCUGACUACAAAAUCCUGAGCAUCAACGCAGAGAAGUGGUGGACGCUCAGUAACACAUUGUGGACUCUGUCUCUGGCCCUGGGAGCUCUGCGAUCCUUCAGAGUUGUGCAGCUGCUAAAGAAGAAACUAAAGGGAAGCCAGAAUAAUGUUCACCUCAGAAUGGGUGAAGCAAACUGUGUGAGUAGACAGGCAUAUCAGACACGGAUGCGAGCAGAAAUUCUCAACAUCAUCACCUGCCUGGCUGACCUGACAAAUGCCAUCCACUGGAUGCCACCAGGAUUCUUGUGGGCAGGAAAGUUUCCCGAGUGGCUGGUGGGACUAAUGGGGACCGUUUCGUCGGUAAUCAGCCUCUACCAAAUGUCCUGCGGGAGCUGCAGCACCAAGGACCCAUGAGGGGAGAGGCAUGCGAUUUUGAUUAGGUAACCUGGCACCCUAUCAGAGGGUCGCUUAAUGCUUGAUCCAUUUUAUUGAUGUAUUUGGGAGACCAUCCGUCAUUUAUUGAGGGAGAGUAGCCUCCGUGCUGUCUCACGAAGCCGCAGACUUUACCACCUCCCCCUCAAUCGGAUCUGGGCCGCCACAGCAGAGAACAAAAGCUGUAAGACCUUGUUCUGGGAAACCAUAGUUCUGCUCCCAGGAUUGUCAUCAAUUGGCUUAUCCACUCUGAAACUGACAACGUAUCAUUUCACUUCCUUUCUGCCAAGCUAAAUCCAUCCAUUUUGGGCCCAGUUUAGCGAUCUCCCAUUUCCCAUCCCACCCUUAUUGCUCAAAAUGUGGCCAUUUAUCCCAGCAUGCUUCUGCUGGCUUUCACACCCCAUUUUCAUUUUACUCAGAACCAUGUUUUGAGAGUUUCCUUUAAGCAUCUAUUUGCAUUUGGGAACAAAAUAUGGAUUACAAACUUUCUUGAUGAACCAGUGCCUAAGAUCAUGCACCAGCACAAGGGAGAUCUAGAAUUUGACUACAACAAAAACAAAAUAAAAGGUGAAAAUAAAAGGUGAAAGUGCUAGAGAAAUUUAGCAGAUUUAGUGGACAGCGAAACAGAGUUGAUGCUUCGAGCUCAAUCCUCUUUGAAGAAGAGUCAACAAUAACUCUAGAAUUUGAUCUCUGCUCUUUCCCCAUCCUCAGCCCCAGCACUUUCAAAGUGUGUGUGUGUGUGUGUGUGUGUGUUGGGACUCAGCUGUGAUGUCUUCAAUUUAUCAGCCCAAAUCUCAGCAGAUUUGUGGAAAAUGUCCACUGGAGGCCACCCUGACAUGGUUCACCCCUUUUGGAGGAAGUGCAGUGAUAAAUAUUGGGUCCAACUAAAACUGGGCAAAUGUACAGAUGUAGUAACUUCAGUUCAUUCGUAACUCGUGGAAAAAUAAAGAUUGAAAAUUUGCAUUUGAAACAGCGCAUAGUCAGUUAGGUAAGACCACUUUCUUUUUCUGGUGAAUUUUAUUGAUGAGACCAGCAGAGCCUGCUUUAUGCUAUCCUUCAUUUUUUCUGUGUCACUCUCCCAGGGACCCUCACUCCUGUGUCACUCGUAGAAAGAAUUACAUGUUAUUGGAACACAGCAACAAAACUGACAUUAAUUGUUCAACAAAUCUAGAAAAUGAUAACUGACAGUCAGAAAUCUAAACUACUGUGUAAAAUGUUGCAGAAUAUUUUGAAAACUGCAUACUUAAAAAACAAAUGCAAUUAAAGAAAAACUAUUUCAUGUUUUA